Adineta ricciae is the source of this 525-nucleotide messenger RNA. The record is from the annotation of a GenBank genome assembly. NCBI's taxonomy places the organism in Eukaryota, Metazoa, Rotifera, Eurotatoria, Adinetida, Adinetidae.
AUGUCUAAAAAAGAAGCUUUACCACGAGGUACUAUAAUAAGCAUCCGAAAUAAAUUCGGUAUUAAUAUAUCGAAACAGAAUUUACCUUCAACAAUAACCAAAUCUUCAUCACAACAAUUGAGUGAUGCUGUUGAAAAAUUUCUUAAUGAUGACGAAAUCUCACGAUUGACACCGGAUAAAAAACGAACAAUAGACGGAAAGCAAGUUCGAUUAUUAUUAAAUCACUUAGUUAAUCUUCAUCAAAGAUUUGUUGUGGAGACAAAUUAUGAUUAAGAAUUAAAUUCGUUAAAACAGCAAAUAUUCAUGAUAACAUAUGUAGAAUGGAUUAAGACAAAGAGUAAACGCGGUAGUGGUCUUAUUUUGACAAAAACAGAUAAAAUGGAGAUGUUUUGCGCGAAAUUCAGUAAAGAAAUAUUUAAACUUCGAGAACAUCUAGAAUUUGCUCAUGCUCAAUUUAAAGGUGCUAAACUUAUUCGACAAUCAGCAUUAACAAACAAUUGUGUUGUAGCUAUACAAUUAGAUUGA